This is a messenger RNA of Tetrahymena thermophila SB210, 2691 nucleotides long. Its product is annotated as piwi domain protein. Gene Ontology annotation, molecular function: piRNA binding; protein binding. Gene Ontology annotation, cellular component: P granule. The transcript has 4 exons. The record is from RefSeq and is a predicted model, not a curated record. Gene Ontology annotation, biological process: regulatory ncRNA-mediated gene silencing. Lineage: Eukaryota; Ciliophora; Oligohymenophorea; Hymenostomatida; Tetrahymenidae.
AUGUAAUAAAUAGAAACUAAAAUAUAUCCGUUAACAUUAGAAAGAUAUAAGAAUUGGCAAGUAAAUAAAUAAAUUAAUUAAUAUUUAUUAUAAAAUAAAAAUCUUUGUUAAUAAUAAUUAAUAGAAAAACAGCGAAAAAAUUAAAUGGAUCAAGGAAGUUUAAGAGGUGAAAGUGAACAAGGAUCUUCGAGCCAGCAGAAGGAACAGAAACUUUAAUUAGCAAGAAGACCCAAGUUAGAUUACAAUUAGCAGUCUAAGUCACUUAUGCUCCUCACAAAUUAUUUAAAAUUAGAAUUAAAUAAAAGUAUUGAGGAAAUCUACUUACUAAGAGUGGAUUUUUAUCCUAGAAUUGAAGCUGAUAAUAGAGUUUUGAGAGAUAAAUUAUUGAGUGUCAGCAGAGCUUAGUUAAAGGAAUGUUUGGGAGGGCAUUAUUUAAUUAAUGCUCAAUAGAUCUUUUCUGUCGAAAAGCCUAAUUUUAAUAAAGAAACAUCAAUCUCAAUAACUUUUCAGAAAACUGAUUACCAAGUUAACUUGAAAAUCACAAAGGUAUUUAGAUUAGAGGAUUUGAACAAUGAAAAUUAAAGAAAAAGCUAAUUCCCUCUCCUUUUCUUUAAUGUCAUGGUAAAGAAUAUACUCAAAGGAUUAAAUUUCUUUGAAUUUGGAAAGAAUACAAAAUAUUUUGAACCCUCAGCUGAGUAUCAUUCAAAAAUAGAAGGUACUAAUUUAAUAGUUUACAAGGGAUGGAAUACUCCUUUUGAAAAUUGUAGUGACGGCCUACUUAUGAAGCUGGAUAUUUAACAUAAAGUUGCCAGAAGAGAAAAUGCUUUGAAUUACAUAAAUUUAAUUUAUAAAAACAAUAAUGAUGCAUCUAAAGAGUAAAAGCGUAAGUUAGUUUGUGAAAAGUUGCAAGGACAAACUGUAAUGGCUAAUUAUGGCAACUUUAAGCAAUUUAAAGUUCAUGAUGUAAUUUUUGAUAAAAAUUGCAAAGAAUUAAAAGUAUCAGAUCCUAUUUUAGAUCCUAAUUCCAAAGAAUCAUAGCUACCAAUAGAACCACCUACUCUGCAAUAACCUAAUCCUGAUUCAGAUUUAACAAUUUAUGACUACUACUAUAAAAAAUAUGGUCUUAAAAUUAAAUAUGAUAAAUAACCUCUUCUUUUAGUUUAUGAAAAGAAACUUAAGAGAUUCCUCUAUUUCGUUCCUGAAUUAUGCUUACUCACAGGUAUACCAGAUGAGCUCAAUGAUUAUUAAAAGAGAGAAUUGAUUACCUGUACCAAACAAAAACCAUAAGAAUUAUACAAUAUGGUGACAUAAUUUAUAGAUAAAAUAGUGAAUGUCAAUACCACAGAAGGUUAGCUAAAUACAUAAUCUAUAUCUGAGCAGCUAGGUAUCAACUUCAGCAACCAUCCUCAUGUUAUCUAAGCCAAACAAAUUGCAUAUCCUACCAUCACAUUUGGUGGUCCUAAAAAGGAUGCCCCACGCUAAACAAUCGAAGAUAACAGCGCUUCUCAAUUUAGUAUGAAAUACCCUGUUUAUAGCUCAGGCAAUCAGCUCUCCAUAGCUCUACUUCACUUUAAAGAUUUCAACACAAUGGAUCUUUUUUAAAAUUGGAUUAAAAUUUAGAAGGAGCUAAGAAUUGAAGUUAAAAAACCACAAGAAUUCAAUUUAGGUGAUUUCAAUAAUAAGGCUAUGUAAGAAAUUGAGCAUGUCAUCCGUAGAGAAAUCAAGAAAGAAAAAUUUGACAUCGUUGCUAUAGUUGCUCCUAAUAAAUUCUCUACAGUUCAAAAUUAUAGUAAAAUAAAAAAGUUGUGCACAAUCACAUAACAAAUAAAAUCCUAAUACAUUCGUUAGCAAUCUCUAGACUCAAAGCAGUCUUACAAUGUCUGCUCAGCAAUUCUAAGUUAAAUGGCUGCAAAAUGCGGAACUACUUUGUGGGUGGUAAAUCCUCCUAAUGGUAUACCAGACAACACAAUGAUUAUUGGAACAAGUGUAUAAAAGGUAUUUAUUAAUGGACAACCUCAAUUUGUUAUUGGCUUUGUAGCUUCUCAAGAUAAAAAUGUUAGUCGUUUCUAUAGUCGUGCCACAUUUUAAAAGUUAAAUAAAGAUAAUAUUGAAAAAAUCAGCACUUUUAUUGUUGACGCCAUUAAGUAGUACUUUGUUUAAAAUAAAUUUGUACCUGAAAAUAUCAUUUAUUUGCGUGAAAACAUUGCUGAUUAAGGCAUUCAAAAAUACUUGAGUACAGAAAUAAAAGAAGUGCUUAAGUCAUUUACAGUACUUUCCCCUUAGUAUAAACCAAAGCUCUGUGUAGUUUUGUUAGAAUGUCGUCAUGGUGUUCGUGUAUUGCAUUAGCUAGGAGAAGGACCUAAUAAAGAACUUGUAAAUCCUCCUCCAGGCACUAUCAUUGAUUCUUCUAUUACCAGCAAGUAUCAUUAUGAUUUCUAUAUGAUAUCCUAAAACGUAAAACAAGGAACUGCUACCCCAGUCCACUAUAAAGUAAUCUAUGACACAACUGAAUUCCCAGAAGGGAGAUUGUAAGAGUUGCUAUACAGUUAAUGCUUCAAUUACGUUAACUGGAGUGGUAGUAUAAAAUAUCCUGCCCAAAUUUAAUAUGCAAAGAAACUAGCAAAAAUGGUCGGAACUUUUAUUUAAGAAGAAGUAUCAGAAAAGCUUUUCAAUUCAAGAUUUUAUAUUUGA